Centruroides sculpturatus (bark scorpion) is the source of this 1396-nucleotide messenger RNA. RefSeq names its product E3 ubiquitin-protein ligase MIB1-like. Gene Ontology annotation, molecular function: protein binding. The transcript has a single exon. The record is from RefSeq and is a predicted model, not a curated record. NCBI's taxonomy places the organism in Eukaryota, Metazoa, Arthropoda, Arachnida, Scorpiones, Buthidae. Bases 101 to 1348 code for a protein of 415 amino acids.
UACUCAUUGUUAUAGGCUGAGAAUUGUUUCGAAACAUUAGCGAUUGACAAGCCGUUCGUUUCAGUUUGAUCGAUUAUCGAAUAUACGAAAGGUCCUAAUCAUGUCGAGUAUAAAAGUUAAAGAAAUAACAUCGGACCAAACGAUGAAGUCCGAGACACGUAAUUCAGUUUGUUCUGCGAGAUCGUUGGUCGAUCUGAAUGAUACUCGAGCUAAUUCUUCAAAAAAGAAAUAUCGAUCGCUUCUGACAUCAAUACAGAAAAAAUGUAGCGCGGCAGAAGAAGAUCCUGAUGUAGGAAUUUUUCAUAAAGCCAUUUGUAAGAAUGACGAGGAAAAAGUACGUAGAAUGUUAGAUAACGGGAUGGAUCCUAACGCGGAAGAAAUUCAUUCUCGAAAGAUCCCUUUAAUCGAGGCAACUAAAAGGGGUUUCGAUAAAAUCGUGAGGACUUUAUUAAUUGCUCAUGCCGACGUAAAUAGGUGUAAUCAUCAAGGAACAACGGCUUUGCACGCUUGUAUGCGUCCGACGAAUUUUAAUCAAGAAAUUAUUCAAUUAUUUCUAGAAUGCCGGAAUGCAAAUUUUAACAUUCAAGAUAAACUGACAGGCAGUUCUCCUUUGCAUAUAUUAACAAGAAAUCUCGAAUCUAGGACCAUAAAAACCGUCUCUCUUGAGAAGGUCAAAGCGAUAUUAGAAGAAUUGGUUCCGAGAUGUAAUAUAAAUUUAAAAGACGUAAUGGGCAACACGCCGUUACAUAUAUUAGCGAAAGGAAAGGAAGACGACGUGGAAACCGUGGAAAUAUUUUUAUCCGGUAAACCCGAUGUAAACGUUAGAAAUCAUCUGGGAGAAACUCCUUUAGCAACUGCUAUAAAUAACGGAAAUUAUAAAAUGGCAUUAGCUAUUUUGAAACACGACGUCGAUCUCGGGAUAAGAGAUAGAUACGAAUGCACCGCACUUCAUCACGCCGCCAGAAAGAAUUCGGUGUUACUAGUUGCAAAAUUACUAGAGAAAGGAAGUGACGUCAAUGCUCAAGAUCCUCGUGGAGAUACGGCUUUGCACAUCGCAGCGGGAAGAGGCUUGGUGGAUGUUGCCACUGUGUUGCUGGAACAUCCCGAAGUAAAUAUUAACAAACAGAACGAAGACGGAUUUACGCCUUUGAUGUGUGCCGUCGAUAGUUAUUUUACUAAAAUCGUCAAGAUGCUUCUAGAUAAGAAUUGUGAUUUAGAUAUUAAAUCCGAUCAGGUAAAUAAAGAUGCAUUGGAUAUUGCAAAAGAACACUUGAUAAAGAGAAAGAAGAGAGACAUUUAUCAACUUUUAUGUGAAAAGAAAAAUAUCUCAAAGAAACAAAAUUUUUGAUACUUAUGUAGUCCCUCGGAUCGUUCAAAAUAAAUUAAAUUUAGCUAA